AUGUUCACCCGUAAUGAGACGGUGAACACGUCGGUUACACAUGGAUUCGAAGAUCUUAUAACUUAUCAUAUUGUCAAUACAUCACUUGGUGCAAUUUCUACAUUGGUCAACACUCUUCUCAUCAUUAUCUUCAUCAGCUAUCGACCUUUUAGGACACGAUAUGUGUUACUAAUUCUUCUCAACGUGGGUGAUCUCAUCAACAGUAUGGCCAUCGUGUUGACUGGUCUCAAUCGAAUCGAACUGUAUUCAACUGCAAUUCGAACAAUGACUCUUCCAGUUCGAACUUCAUUUGAAUGUGCCAUUGAACCAUGGCUCAUUCUGAAACUCAUCGGAGAUAUUCUGAUCCCAGUCUCCACAUUCUGGAUGGGUGUCGAACGACUCGUUGCCAUCCUAUUCCCUAUUUUCUACAGAUUUUCAGUUGAUGGAAAAGCUGUGAAAUACCUCGUGGUCCCUGGAAUCAGUCUUCUCUUUGUUUUUGUUUCCAUCUGUGUUGCCUUUUAUCUCGCUUUCACUGAAAAUCAUCUCACAAGUUUCUAUUGUGGAAGGAAAGCAGCAUUUGGAGAAGGAUUCGGAACGUUCAUUUACUGCUGUAAUAUCACUUGCAACGUGGCAAGUACUAUUUUCGCAACAGCCGCUUACUUCAAAGCUUUGAGACUUUCCAAGACGCAACCAAGAAUGCAGCGACAAGUGAAUGUGAUUCGGUAUUACUUGCUUAUUUCUGUCCUUUCGACACUUCUUGUUUCCCUUCCAAAUACUAUUGCACUAUUCCAAUUAUAUGUAGAAAAGGUGAGUGACAGUCUGUCAAAACCGGCGUAUUGGAUGCAAACGAUUAACAGUGGAAUACAUUUCUUUGUGUAUUUGGCAUUGAACAAAGAAUUUCGAGCGAGAACAUUUCGAAUGUUCAAAAUGGUUCAUUCCGAAGAGAUGUCUUUGUCGAAAAAACAAUCCCCAGAUGGAUGUGAAACUCCUCUCCGCGGUUCGGCCAAAACCUUGACAGCAAGAACUGCCUGA
Messenger RNA from Caenorhabditis remanei, 1011 nucleotides. RefSeq lists its product as uncharacterized. Gene Ontology annotation, cellular component: membrane. Lineage: Eukaryota; Metazoa; Nematoda; Chromadorea; Rhabditida; Rhabditidae. Bases 1 to 1011 code for a protein of 336 amino acids. The record is from RefSeq and is a predicted model, not a curated record. The transcript is spliced from 7 exons.